AUGUUUAGACGCGCAACUGCUACUCUCAAAUCGACUCUUUUCCUUCACAUCACAAAGGUUCUAAAUGCAACGGUUAUCAUUUCCAUAGAUUUACCACAGGAUCGCCUUCAUUGUUUUGGAUUCAUUGGAGUCUCCUCAGGAAUGUUUCCUUCUAGAUGCCACUCUAAGCUUUUCAAGAGUCUCAUGGAUUACUCACAAGGAAAGUUAACUAAAGAAACUGCUAAAGGGAAGCAUCCAUAUCACAAAUAUUGUUUUAAAGAGUUAAGCCAUCCUAAAUGUGAAGUUUGUCAUCAUUAUAUACCUAUAAAUGGUUCUGGUUUGAUUGAGUAUAGGUGUCACCCUUAUUGGAACCAAAAGUACUGUCCAUCUCAUGAAUAUGACAAUACUGCUCGCUGUUGUAGCUGCGAAAGAUUAGAGUCUCGUGGAGAGAGAUACUUUAGAUUGGAUGAUGGACGGAUUCUGUGCUUUGAGUGCAUGGAAUCUGCUAUAACAGAUACCGGUGAAUGUCAACCUCUUUAUCAUGCUAUUCGAGACUAUUAUGAAGGAAUGCAUAUGAGAAUUGAUCAACAAAUCCCGAUGCUUCUAGUUGGGAGAGAAGCACUUAAUGAAGCCAUUGUUGGAGAAAAGAAUGGUUACCAUCAUGUUCCGGAAACAAGAGGCUUAUGCCUUUCAGAAGAGCAAACUGUCACCAGUGUACUGAGUGUUCUUUCUUGGUCUCGAAUUUAA
Messenger RNA from Vicia faba (fava bean), 726 nucleotides. NCBI's taxonomy places the organism in Eukaryota, Viridiplantae, Streptophyta, Magnoliopsida, Fabales, Fabaceae. The record is from the annotation of a GenBank genome assembly.